UACGUCGUAGAAUAAUGAGUUUUUGAUUUAUGCCGGUACGCGCAUUCACUUUGGCACUUGGGUGUGAAAUUGGAUGUUAAUGAUAGCUGCUUUUACAUAUGUUUUGUCACAAUACAGUAGUUUGUUAGGUGACAGCAAUAUUCGUUAGCUAGCAUCUUAGCCAUCUAGCUAAAUAAGUGGCUGCCUCAAACUAAGUUACGUAGCAUAGUUUAUUUUCUUUUUUUUCUCAAUGAAAGCUGUUAUUCUUGCUGCGGGAUAUGGAACAAGGUUACAAAGAGACAUUGAAAACGACACGAGCGGAAGGUUCAGAAACCUUUCUGGAAUUGCCAAGCCACUGCUUCCUGUGGGUUACUGUGCCUUGAUAUCUCACUGGGUCCAAGCUUUGAAUGCUAGUGGAUCCGUGAACACUAUCUAUGUCGUUACAAAUGCCCUUUACCACAAAGCUUUUGAGAAGUGGGCCCUGGAUUUCCCCAUUGUCAAAGUCCUCAGUGAUGGAACAAGGAGCAAUGAGGACCGCCUAGGUGCUGUCACCUGCCUGCAGCUCUCAGUGAAGCACUUCAAGAUCGAAGACCAUGUUAUAGUCAUAGGAGGAGACACACUGUUCAAGGAAGAUUUCAGUCUCUCUGAUGUUAAAGAAAGGUUUUCUGAUCUGCAAGCACAUUGUGAAGACUCUUGUCUGGUUCUUUCCUACCAAUGCAAAGAUCAAGAGACUGGAAUGUAUGGUAUUCUAGAGGUGGAUGAACACCUUCGGGUCCUUUCUAUGAAGGAGAAACCUCCUCCCUCUGAGACAAAGUCACGUAGAGCAUGUCCGUGUUUCUACUUGUUUUGCAAGAGAAGCCUUCCUCUAUUGGAUGUCUUUCUUGAUGAAAAGAAGGAAGCCCCAAUUGAGGAAAAGGAUGCACCAGGAAACUUUUUGGCAUGGCUCAUUUCAAGAAUGCCUGUGUAUGUUCAUCAGAUUUCUGGACGUUUUGAUGUGGGAAACCUGUCCUCCUAUGUUGAAUGUGACCGGUACUUCAGAGAAAAUCUUCAAGACGUGCAGUCUUACAUGAUGUAGCUCACACUUGCAUGUGACAAUGAGGAAAACUGGAAUUUUAUUUGUGCCUUUGGGUAUUACAAACAAUAUUUCAAUGACCAAAAUGUGUAUAUUAAAAUAAGUC
Esox lucius (northern pike) is the source of this 1157-nucleotide messenger RNA. RefSeq lists its product as uncharacterized. The transcript is spliced from 8 exons. Gene Ontology annotation, biological process: biosynthetic process. The coding region runs from base 230 to 1054 and encodes 274 amino acids. NCBI's taxonomy places the organism in Eukaryota, Metazoa, Chordata, Actinopteri, Esociformes, Esocidae. The record is from RefSeq and is a predicted model, not a curated record.